Molecule: messenger RNA, 1026 nt
Organism: Pneumocystis carinii B80
Lineage: Eukaryota; Fungi; Ascomycota; Pneumocystomycetes; Pneumocystales; Pneumocystaceae
Exons: 3
Coding region: 1-1026 (341 amino acids)
Biological process (GO): transmembrane transport
Cellular component (GO): mitochondrial inner membrane
Source: RefSeq, a predicted model, not a curated record
AUGGCUAAAAAUACACAAGAUAAAGAGGAAAAGAAAAACUUUUGGGUUAAUACAGGUAUCGCAGGAGGUAUAUCAGGAUGUGUAGCAAAAACUAUUAUUGCACCACUUGAUCGGAUUAAAAUUUUAUUUCAAACAUCUAAUCCAGAUUAUAUAGAGUAUUCAAAAAUGAGAUUCGGUUUUGUACAUGCAGGGAUAAAUAUAUGGAAAAAUGAGGGAAUAUUAGGAUUAUUUAAAGGACAUUCUGUGACACUUAUUCGUGUUUUUCCAUAUGCAUCUAUUAAAUUUCUUACUUAUGAAAAAUAUCGAGAUCUUUUAAUUCCUAAUAUGAAUUUUGAUACAGGAUUACGAAGAUUUGCAUCAGGAUCUCUUGCUGGUUUAACUUCUGUCUUAUUUACAUACCCAUUAGAUAUUAUACGAGUUCGUUUAGCCUUUGAAAUACGAUCAAAAGAACAUACUUCUUUAAAAAAAAUAUGUAAAGGUAUUUUUAGAGGGUACAAUUCUUCAGUUAUUCAUAUUGAUCCUUCAAAAAAAUCAUUUUAUUAUUAUUUUAAUACAUCUUUGGGAUUUUUUAACUUUUAUAGAGGUUUUACACCUACACUUAUAGGAAUGCUUCCUUAUUCUGGUGUUUCUUUUUGGGCGCAUGACUUUAUUGUAGAUUUUUUCAGAAAUAAAGCAUUUCAAAAAUAUACACUUAUUGCUCAUAAUACUAGUAAUAUAACCUCAGAAGAUAUCUAUUCUUUAGAAAAUACUCUUGAUUUCAAUCAAGGCUUUCGUUAUAAACGAACUCCACUUAAGGCUUGGGCUGAACUUACUGCUGGUGGAUUGGCUGGAUUGCUUUCUCAAACCAUUGCAUACCCAUUAGAAGUAAUUCGGCGUAAAAUGCAGGUCUCAGAGAUCAAUAACAUACAUUCAAGAAAUGGUAUAUACGCAACAGCGCUUGAAAUUUGGAAUAAAUCGGGUUAUAAAGGCUUUUUUGUUGGAUUAACUAUUAGUUAUAUUAAGGUAAUAUUUUUAUUUUGCAAAUAA